Messenger RNA from Miscanthus lutarioriparius, 2175 nucleotides. NCBI's taxonomy places the organism in Eukaryota, Viridiplantae, Streptophyta, Magnoliopsida, Poales, Poaceae. The record is from the annotation of a GenBank genome assembly.
AUGGUGACACCAGCCUCCACCACCCCUGCGUCCACCGCUUCCGCUGCCGCGGCGCCCGGCUCCGGCCGCGGCGUCCUCCGCCUUCUCCGCUCUUCCACCUGCUCCCUCCUCCCUUUGGCUGCCGCGGCCAGGCCAGGCGCGCGGCUGACCACCGCGCUCCGCGCAAGAACCCAGCCGGCGGAGCCCGAGCUGGUGGAGCAGUCGGUGAACACGAUCCGGUUCCUGGCCGUGGACGCCGUGGAGAAGGCGCAGUCCGGGCACCCAGGCCUCCCCAUGGGCUGCGCGCCGCUGGGACACGUCCUGUUCGACGAGUUCCUCCGCUUCAACCCGAAGAACCCCGCCUGGUUCGACCGCGACCGCUUCGUGCUAUCCGCCGGCCACGGGUGCAUGCUCCAGUAUGCGCUUCUCCACCUCGCCGGGUACGAUGCAGUCAAGAUGGAUGAUCUAAAAGCUUUCCGACAAUGGAGAAGCAGAACUCCUGGUCACCCAGAGAAUUUUGAAACACCUGGUGUUGAAGUCACCACUGGUCCUCUGGGGCAGGGUUUUGCAAAUGCUGUUGGAUUAGCACUUGCUGAGAAACAUCUAGCUUCACGUUUCAACAAGACUGACAUGAAAAUCGUGGACCAUUACACGUAUGCUAUACUUGGGGAUGGUUGCCAAAUGGAAGGUGUUUCUAAUGAAGCGGCCUCUCUUGCUGGUCACUGGGGCCUUGGAAAAUUGAUUGCUUUCUAUGAUGACAACCACAUAUCAAUUGACGGUAAUACAGAUAUUGCAUUCACUGAAGAUGUGCUUGCACGAUAUGAGGCACUAGGAUGGCAUACUAUCUGGGUGAAGAAUGGCAACACUGGGUAUGAUGACAUACGUGCCGCAAUAAAGGAAGCGAAGGGAGUUAAAGACAAGCCAACUCUCAUCAAGGUGACUACCACUAUUGGUUUUGGAUCUCCGAAUAAGGCCAACACAUAUAGUGUUCAUGGUACUGCUUUAGGUUCAAAAGAAGUAGAGGCAACUAGAAGCAAUCUUGGCUGGCUUCAUGAGCCUUUCCAUGUUCCAGAUGAGGUGAAGAGGCACUGGAGUCGCCAUAUUGAUGAGGGUGCUUCACUUGAAGCUGAAUGGAAUGCCAGGUUUGUAGAAUAUGAAAAGAAAUACCACCAGGAGGCUGCUGAGUUAAAGAGCAUAAUUUCAGGGGAACUGCCCUCAGGAUGGGACAAUGCUCUUCCAACCUAUGCUCCUGAAAUCUCUCCUGGUGCUACUAGGAACUUAUCUCAACAGUGCUUGAAUGCACUUGCCAAAGUGAUACCUGGAUUUCUUGGAGGUAGUGCUGAUCUUGCAACAUCAAAUAUGACAAUGCUUAAGAUGUUUGGUGACUUCCAGAGGGAUACUCCUCAAGAGAGAAACAUUCGUUUUGGUGUGAGGGAGCAUGGGAUGGGUGCCAUUUCGAAUGGCAUCGCUGUUCAUAGCCCUGGUCUGAUACCUUAUUGUGCAACAUUCUUUGUGUUCACUGACUAUAUGAGAGCUUCCAUCCGCCUUUCAGCCUUAAGCGAAUCUGGAGUGAUCUUCGUGAUGACUCAUGACUCCAUUGGCCUUGGGGAAGAUGGGCCAACCCAUCAGCCUGUUGAGCAGUUAUUCAGCCUCCGAGCAAUGCCUAACAUUUUAAUGCUUCGUCCAGCUGAUGGAAACGAGACAUCAGGGGCCUAUAAGAUUGCAGUUCUUAAUAGGAAAAGGCCCUCAAUCAUUGCCCUCUCACGGCAGAAGCUUCUGCAGCUGAAAGGAACAUCGGUUGAUGCUGUUUCUAAAGGAGGAUAUAUUAUUUCCGAUAACUCAUCAGGCAACAAACCUGAUUUCAUUCUCAUUGGCACUGGUUCAGAGCUUGAGAUUGCAGAAAAUGCAGCAGGUGAGCUGCGGAAUAAGGGGAGAACCGUACGAGUGAUUUCACUAGUUUGCUGGGAAUUAUUUGAAGAGCAGCCUGAGGAGUAUAAGGAAAGUGUUCUCCCAAAUGAGGUUACUUCUAGAAUUAGCAUUGAGGCAGGGGUCACAUUUGGAUGGGAGAAAUAUAUUGGACAGAAAGGCAAAGCUAUUGGUAUUGACCGUUUUGGUAUAAGUGCUCCUGCGGGGAGAAUAUAUAAGGAACUUGGUUUGACAGUGGAAAACGUCAUUGCAGCAGCCGAGGCCCUAUAA